Messenger RNA from Sitophilus oryzae (rice weevil), 1485 nucleotides. RefSeq lists its product as uncharacterized. The record is from RefSeq and is a predicted model, not a curated record. NCBI's taxonomy places the organism in Eukaryota, Metazoa, Arthropoda, Insecta, Coleoptera, Curculionidae. The transcript is spliced from 8 exons. Bases 1 to 1464 code for a protein of 487 amino acids.
AUGAGCCGGUCCAUGGAAGGAAAGUUUUUAGCAACUGAAAUGGACUUCCUCAGAAGAUCGGCAAGAAAUUCAAAAUUGGAAAAAGUGCGAAAUGAAGAAAUAAAGAAAAUAUCGAAGAAAGAGAUAACCAUCAUAGAAGAAAUCCAAAAAAAAAACAAAGGGAGAAGAAAGGCUACCAAAGAAUAUAAUGAAAUGGAUCCUAACUGUAAAAAGAAAACGAGGAAGACCCCGAGAGACAUGCUCGACAUGAAGAGCCUUAAACAGGUUGAGUUUGGUUUAACAAUAGUUUUGGUUUUAUUAAUUAUUGAACAAUGUGAAUGUAGGAUUGAAAAUAGUUUGGAAGAUUACAGUGAAUUUGAUGGUAAAGAUGAAAGAGAAGGAAAACAAUAUUGGCCCGUUAUUGGACUGGUACGAUUCGAAAACAGCAAUUGCAGUUCCCUAGAAGGAUACGAAGGUGUAUGUGUCACAAGAAGAGAAUGUGGCUAUAUUGGAGGUAUCCAAUCAGGCUCUUGCACCUCAAACGGCAUUGGACGAUGUUGUCUACUUUAUCGGACAUGUGGCCAAAGUUCAGCGUAUAACAACACAUAUUUUGUCAGCGAUGAUUAUCCAAAUACUUUCAAUGACGAGACAUCCUGUACAUUUACUAUAGAGCCCUGUCCGGGAACUUCUUGUCAAGCUAGAGUUGAUUUUUUGAAUUUCGUACUGUCCCAGCCAGAUGGUAAUGGUAACUGCAUCUAUGAUUCAAUGGUUAUAACAGGAUCAGGCGGCAAUAUCCCUGUUAUUUGUGGAGAAAAUUCGGGACAACAUAUAUAUUUGACGUUCGUAGGGAAUAACAGCAUCACUAUCACUAUAUCCACGUCAUCAUCUGUGGAUUUGGAACGAAGUUUUAAUUUGAAAGUAACUCAGAUUGCCUGUGACUGUCCCACUUUAGCUCCACCAGGAUGCCUUCAGUACUACACCGACUUAAGUGCUACAGUCAGAAGUUUCAAUUACGGUACUCAAAUCAACGGAGCUGUCAUUACAUACGCCAAUUCAACAACAGUAGCCGGUACUAGGCAACUAGCAAACACAAACUACGGUGUCUGCAUUCAGAUGCAACCAGGAUACUGUUCCAUUCAAUGGGCCCAAAGCAGUGAUAGUACCUCUUUCACUGUAACUAACAACACAGCACUAGUAGAAGUAGUUUCAGGACUUCCUAAUGAUCCCAUCGUUGGAUCAUUAUGCACUACUGAUUUUGUUGUUAUACCCAAUCCGUAUUAUUCUAAUGACACAGCUGUCAAUUCGGAUAGAUUUUGUGGAAAUGAGUUUGCAACAGUUUACACAUACUCAAAACCAUUUGUUCUGACUGUGAUUACUGAUGCUGAUGAGCUUCAAAGUGAGGAUGUGGCAAACAGAGGGUUUUCACUGACAUUUACUCAACAGUCUUGUCGAAAUGUUAAUCCGGUAGUUCUUUUAACUGGAUAGUUUAGAAAUAAUAAUUUUUUU